Messenger RNA from Lottia gigantea (owl limpet), 4688 nucleotides. RefSeq lists its product as hypothetical. The record is from RefSeq and is a predicted model, not a curated record. NCBI's taxonomy places the organism in Eukaryota, Metazoa, Mollusca, Gastropoda, Lottiidae. Bases 1 to 795 code for a protein of 264 amino acids. The transcript has 2 exons. Gene Ontology annotation, cellular component: membrane.
AUGGAAACAGAAACGGCUCGAGAAUUUAUUUAUGACCAGGAUUUCUAUUUGAGUAAUCUUGAUUUAAAUACACAGUUUCCAUUUUCAUUAAGAAGAGUCAAGUUGAAGAGUGUUGGUCCAAAACUGGUGCCAUUUUUCAAGACUGUUUCUAUCUUCUUUGUAUUAUUUGGUGAAGAGUCACAUCCAUCAAUAUUUUAUUGUAUAGUAAAAUGUCUGCCAAUUAUUUCACUGAUGUUAUUUGUAUUACUACACGGAAUGAGUCUCAACGAAUAUUACCGAUACGCCAGAUACAUUCUUAUUGGACUAUUUUUCUCUUGUCUGGGUGAUGCUUUUCUUGUUUACAAAAAGUAUUAUUUCGAAGUCGGCAUUUUGAUGUUUGCCAUUGCCCAAAUUUACUAUUCACGAGCAUUUGGUUGGCGGCCAUUUAAUCCUUACGCUGGAACUGUAUUUUUAGUGUUGGGAUGUAUUGUGUAUUCCUACAUAAAAGAUGGAAUUGAUGAUUAUGUAUUAAGCUAUAUCGUUGGAUGUUAUGUGGCAUUGAUCAGCACGAUGGCCUGGCGAGCUGUUGCCAGAGUACAAUUUUUCGACGAUUUGUGGACAUGGACAAAAUUAUGUGGUUGUGCUGGCGCCAUCUUGUUUAUGUUAUCUGAUUUAGUUAUUGCUAUUGAUAAAUUUGUUACACCUAUUCCUUUUUCUCACGUUAUCAUCAUGUCCACAUAUUAUGCUGCUCAAGUUGGGAUAUCCCUAUCAGUAGUAGACAGUCAGGUGGAUGAACUGUUAAAAAAGAAAAUCUGAAAAGUCAAUACCAAAAAGCAUUCCGGUUACCAUGGUUAUUGAAGUAACUAGGGAUAUUUGAAACAGUACAAUUAUUUGAUUAAGACAUAGGUUCCCAUUACAAGAACCAGAUUGUCUUGGAAACUAUGAUGAGAUUAGAAUGUGUGCUACCAUUGGAAAGUGUGAAAUAGUAAUUUAAUAGAAAUUGUCUAUUGAAUAAUGACUACAAGUCAAAAUGGCAGAUGAUCAAUUCCAAUAGGUCAAAAUGGCAAUUCUGAUUGUAAAAAUAUAGGGAAUUCACAAUUCCAGUUGAACAAUUGGACAAAAUCACAGAUGCGCAAUUCCAAUUGCACAAAAUGGCAGACAGAUGGGAAUGAAAAUUUAUUGUCAAUUUAACAUGUAAACCACGUAUUGUGACAUUUAAAUUCUGUUGAUUACAUGAACUGCAAUUAUGAUGGUGUACCAGUCAUUUAAAUUGGAUCCUAUCAACCACUUAAAAUACAAUUUUGCUGGACUUCAAGUAUAUCAGACCAAAAAAUCUACUCUAGUUGGUACAGGUAUAUGAAAGGGAAUAAAUUUAUAUUGAUAGUGGUAUUGUUUAAUUAUUAAUAACCAUACUAUUUAUUGUUUCUAUUAUGAAGAGUGCUGGAGUUUGGUGUAUUAUUAAUACCUGGUACGAGAAAUUGUAAACAUUUCAUUACUGUAAUGGUGGUUGUUUUUAUGUCUUUAUAUGAGUGCAAAACACUUGUGAAAAUAGCAUUGAAUGGUUUCUGCUUGAUGUUAGCAGAAGUUGUUAUGUAAGAUGAAUGGCAGACAGAUAAAUGGAUUUAACUUUCCAGGAAAGUUUUUUGAGUGUAUAUUGUUUAAAAAAAAAAAUGAAAUUUUGUGGUUUUCAUUUAAAUAUAUAUGUACAAUUUAUUCCUUAUAUGUUGUCCUCCAUAACGCUUUGUCUGGUCUAUUCGUAACAGUUACAUGUACAAAUCAACAGUAAAGGACACCAGAGCAAGCUUUGAGCACUGUUUACAAUAAAGGCACUCUAUGAAGAAAAUUGUAGCAGUAUAUGAUAAAAAAAUUCUUACAAGACGCCAAAGAUGUAGUCCAUCAUAAAAAACAUUAUCUGUGGAAACAUGAUGGGCUUAAAAAUUAGUUACAGGGCGCCUGAUUGGUACUAAAGACGAGUUGUUGGUUAAAUACAAUGAAAAUUGAGUGACGGUCUUCUAGUUGGCUAGUAGGCACUAUUCCGAUUCAUUUUCCCAGCUAAUUAUCACGAAGGUUAUCAAUAGGGUUAAAUUUGCAACUGAGUAAUAACAUAUAUACCAGUAAAUGUGAACAGACAGACAAGACAUUAUGAGAUGUGGGCAUAGUUAGACAGCAGUAGCCUUGAUUAAAUAUUAUUAACUGGUGAACUGAAUGAAAGUAUCCCUUUGUGUUAUAUUUUAUUUAUAAUGUACUUAUAACAAGCAUUAUUGUGAUUGAAUAUUUCCUUGUUUAUUGUAUAGUAUAUGUAUUUUAAUAACUUAUUUUGUUCUUUUCUUCUUAAUGGAAAAUUCUUGACUGGUUUUGAGUCAAAAGGUCAGAACUCUUUGUCACAUAUUAAUACCUCAUCGUGUAGCAUUUUGUUAAAAAUGUAAACUACCAUGGUUCAAUAAUAAUUUUGUUCAUGGUGGUGAAUUUUGUUCUCUCUUAAUGGUCUUUUUCAUACAAGAAAGGUGGCAUUUACUCAUACAGUAUUCAAGAUAUUCAUCUAAUACACAAGCUGAUGAUUAUACAUGAUGUAAUGUUCUAUGAAUAUUUAAAACCAGAUUCACGAUACGAAAUAAACUUGCUAAAGUGUUUCCAGACAUAAUGGAAAUGUUAACAUCGAUUUACACCAUUCCAAUAUUCACUCAGACGUUAGUGGUUCUUGUAAUUCCACUCAAACUAAGAAUUUGAUGAUGUCACUAUUGCAAAAUCUGCUUGUAUCAUAUUAUAAGGCCUUUGCAAUAGUCACUCCAUAAAAUGCUUAGUUUUAGUGGAAUUACAGGAACCACAGAAGGAAUGGUGUAAAUAGAAGCUAACAAUGUCUCUGAUACACAUAAAAAGUUUUAAGAACCUAUUUAAGAUUAUGUUCAUUGAUUAAAUGGAAUUGAUUUCAAGAGAGUUUGCCAUGCUAAAAUGAAUUUAUAGAAAAAAAGUAAUAUUUUAGCUUAUCCAAUGAAAAAAACUGGAAAAACACAAAGAUUCUUCCAAGUGUGAGCAAAAAAUGUAAUCUUGAGAGACAUUUAUAUCACCUUGAAUCAUUUGGUAUUUACCAGAUAUACAAGAUACCAAACUUUCCUUAAUAAACAUGUGAGAUUUUCAUUAACUUUUAUUGAUUUUUAAGCCUUGUAUUGUCAUUUUUAUUUAAAAUUUAAUUUUUUCAUGUGUUACAGAUCAUUAGGAUUAGGUCUUGACUUAAUAAGUUCAUACAGGUCACAUUGAAUCGUCUAGAUUAAUUUUCAGAUUGGCUACAAAUUCUAAAUUUGGGUUCCUGAUUUUGAUGCCAUUUUCUUCGGUAAUUUAUUCCUAAUGCAAUUCUUAACAUGGUUCCAUUGUCUCAACAAUUCUUAAUAUGGUAUUGUUUUCAUUUUAAAAUUCUUAAUUAGGUACUUUUGACGAAAAUAUUUUAAUUAGAUAUAAACUCACUGAAAUAUCUAGUCUUUGGGUACCAUUUUUGUUAUAAACUUUGUAUCAUUGAUAUUGACUUAUGUGUUUGAUAGGAAUAUAUAGUAUAGUAUUAUUUUUUUGGGCAAUUAUUCAACUUAAGUUAUCAUGGAAAAGAUCUCCUAAUUAUUUAUUUGACAUAUAAGGUAAAUGCUCAACUUUCUUUUUUGGAUCAAUUAUUUGACUUGACUUGCUAUUCUUAUUUUUAUUUUGUUAAAAGUUUUGUAUUUUUCUUACUAGUUUAGCACUUUUUGAAUUUAUUUUGUCAGAAUAAGCUAAUCUUAGACCGGUCAAGACAAUUUGAACUUGAAUUUUUUGGCACAUACAUUUUUCAUGUUUAAAGGAGGGUCAAUAUUGAAAAAUUGGCAAAUAUUGAAAAGAAACAGUUUUUAUAUACCUGAUGCAGCUAAAUUUCUGCUAUAUAUAUCGCUUUUCAAAUUAAACAUCUGACAUCCAGUUUACCUACAAUUCAUAAACAAUUUAGACUUAACUUCAAGGCAGUUAACAUUCUCAGUGCAACAAUUGAGCUCUAUCAGUUGAUAGAACAAAUAUUUAGAUGACUAUAUAAUUUUAUUAGUGUUGUAAGUCAAUUUAUUGUUUAUAAGCACAACCAAUGCAUUUGUUGCUUUUUUUCUUAAUAAUAUUUUAAUUUGUAUCUCUAUAUGUGAUUACCAUUGCUAUCUAUGUAUUUUUUCUAUACAUGCUGUGAAAUAAUUGUAGGAUAAGAUAUGUAUGUUAUUGAAAAUUAAAAUUAAUGGAGGUAAUUUUAGUGGUAAUGUCAAUGUUAAAUGGUCUUGUAUUUCAUCCCAAGUUUUGACCUGAACGGUUUCAAAUUAUUGUCACUUUGGCAUUUAUUGGAUGAAAUCAAAUCCUAGAUUGUGCAGAAAUAUUUGUGUUUCCAAAUUUUCACCUUUAAAUUAAAUGAAUUUUUAGAAGUGACAUAUAAUGAUUCAGAAAUAUUUUGGAUCUGAUAAAACCAAAGAUUAAAUAAAAAAUGUCCUGGACUUCAUAUGAUAAUGCACAUUCACGUUUUGGAUACAAAAUCUUAAUCAGGAUUGCUGGUUUAUAUAUUGAUGUACAAUUAGGACUUACAAUGAUUGUAAUACAUGUAUGUUAUCUAUAUUGUAAAUAACAGUAUUUGAAUGGUCAGUUAUGUAAAUAAAAAAAAAAAGCUCAUAAUUAUGUUUCAAUUUCUUUUUCAAUCUUUCAGUCAAAUAAAACCAUAAAAGAAC